AAUGCUUAACUCAAAAGUAAAAAGAAAAACUAUCCAAAAACAAGCCCUAUCGAUUCUUGGUAUUUUCAAUGUGAAGAUCCAUAAAAAAGGCUGAAGUUUACGGCUGUUAGAAUUGGUACAACGAGGUAACUUUGAUGUUAGUGUAAGAGCUACAUGGCCAUAGCUCCUUCCGCGAGGCUGUGCUCCAGGCAGACACGAGCUCAUCAGGCGAUCAGUUUGGGUCGUUCUUCUAUCCAUCGAACGCCUACAUUCACUACUCACCAUCUUUUGAACAGACUGUAAACAUGACAGGCUCCAGCUCCACUGCCCAAUCCCGCGAGGACUGGGUCAGCCGCGAAUACUUCCAUCAUUCAUCCGCCCAACGCGUCAACACGGACAUUGUGCUCGUGGAAGCUCUCCGCAAGCAGUAUCCCGAUCUCGAGCUUGUUGUCGUGCCCGAAGGCAGCAUCAAUCUUAUCGCAUACGCCUCUGCCGGCUUCGCGACUGCCACGCCGCUUCAAGAUGCUGUUAGGGAUCCCAUCUAUGGGCCUGGCGUGAGCUGGCGUGCUUAUGCCCCUCCAGCGAGGCGGCUCGAUGGUAAAUCCGGCGUCAUGGUUGAGAGCGUCAUAUUUGGCAAGUAUGCAUACAAAUGGAACGAUGAAGACUUCAUACUGUACAUCGCAGAUGGGAGGGAUGGUGGCUCAUCGUAUCCCAGUGUAACGAACCAUUACCUUCUGACUAGCUCCACACACAAGGUGGAUGAACUGAUCAAGGAAGCUACACACUGGGGUCAUGAGUUGCACGACGAGGUCUGGGUCUUCGAUCAGGGCUAUUGGCAGAAGAGCCGAGAGCUGUGGAAUUCAGUCCAGAAGAGCACUUGGGACAAUGUCAUACUCGACGAAGAGAUGAAGAAUGCUCUUAUCACCGACGUGGAGAAUUUCUUUGACAGCCAAGACACAUACCAGAAAUUGAAGGUACCCUGGAAGCGAGGUGUCAUCUACUAUGGACCCCCCGGCAACGGAAAAACAAUCAGCAUAAAGGCCUUGAUGCGCAGCCUCUACCAACGCGGCUCCGAGGAAGGGGACUCGCGACUCAGCGUACCUACGCUCUACGUCCGUACGCUUGUUUCGUAUGGUGGGCCAGAGUUCUCGAUCAAUCAGAUCUUCUCAAAAGCCCGCCAACAAGCACCCUGCUUCCUCGUCUUCGAAGACAUAGACUCCCUCAUCAAUGACAGUGUGCGCUCCUACUUCCUCAACGCGGUCGAUGGUCUGCAAUCCAAUGACGGUAUUCUUAUGGUCGGCUCCACGAACCACCUCGAUAGACUUGACCCGGGCAUUGCGAAGCGACCCAGUCGCUUCGACAGGAAGUACUAUUUCCCUGACCCGAACUUUGACGAACGCGUCCAGUAUGCAAAGUUCUGGCAGGGUAAGCUAGAGGACAACAAAGACCUCGACUUUCCUGACAAGCUCUGCUCUAAGAUUGCCGAGAUUACAGACAAGUUCUCGUUUGCAUACAUGCAAGAAGCCUUUGUAGCCUCUCUACUUGCCAUUGCUGCACGUGGCGGAAAAGAUGAAGAUGUAAUGGAGGGUGAGAAACAUCAUUGGGCGGGCCACAUGGAUCCCCUCACCAAUGCUGAGCAGAUGGCCUGGGUCGACCGGUUCGACCGAGAGACGGAGAAGCCUGAUGCAGAGGUAGACAGCCUGGAGUUAUGGAAGGAGAUGCAGAAACAGGUCAAGAUCUUGAAGGAGGAGAUCAAGGAGGACGGCGCACCGGACAAGACCAUGGCUGCUGCUCCAGCGAUGCCAUCGUCGCUGCCGCAUAGAGCAAGUAAGGGAGACGGUGCGUUUAGGUUCCGAAAUGAACUCGGUGCCAUGUUGGGAAAUGAACGCCAGAGUUCAAGGAGUGCGGCCACCGACUUCUGGGGCGCCAACCGGGAUUGAUGUGUGAGAUGGCGAGGAUAUGAUGGAGUUUGAAAUGUUUCUUAUGUAGCACGAAUCUAUUUAACAUGACCAGACACAUGAUGCACUUGGAUUCGCACAGUCUUACUUCCGGCUCUCCUCUUCCUCUGGCGUGCGAGUGGUGAGCUGUAGAGCGUGGAUACCGCCUUCCUUUGCCAUUUCGUCUUUCAUGAGCGAAUUGAUCAUGCGGUGGCGCGCGAGCUGCAUCUUGCCCUUGAAGGCGUCGGAUGUGACGAAGACACUGUGAGAGUUAGUGGGGAUCAUGUCAUACUCCAACUAUAAUGAUAAUAUUGGA
This is a messenger RNA of Dothidotthia symphoricarpi CBS 119687, 2232 nucleotides long. RefSeq names its product P-loop containing nucleoside triphosphate hydrolase protein. Bases 285 to 1919 code for a protein of 544 amino acids. The record is from RefSeq and is a predicted model, not a curated record. Gene Ontology annotation, cellular component: peroxisomal membrane; cytosol. Gene Ontology annotation, molecular function: ATP hydrolysis activity; ATP binding. Lineage: Eukaryota; Fungi; Ascomycota; Dothideomycetes; Pleosporales; Dothidotthiaceae. Gene Ontology annotation, biological process: protein import into peroxisome matrix. The transcript is spliced from 2 exons.